Molecule: messenger RNA, 2940 nt
Organism: Solanum dulcamara
Lineage: Eukaryota; Viridiplantae; Streptophyta; Magnoliopsida; Solanales; Solanaceae
Product: transcription factor bHLH143-like
Exons: 4
Coding region: 1017-2096 (359 amino acids)
Molecular function (GO): protein dimerization activity
Source: RefSeq, a predicted model, not a curated record
CACUCCCCUCAUCUUUGACUCUAUUCAUACUUCUCAUCUUUCCCUUGCAAAAAAAAUACACACAGCAAAAAAAAAAAAAAUUAAUUUACUUUCAUCUCCCUAUCUUCUUCACUGCUUCAUUCAAUUAUCUUAUUGCUUUUCUGACGAUAAUAAACACUUUUCACUACUGUGGAGCUUAGAAUUGGUGAAGAACAAGAACUAAUAGUCGCGGCAAUAGAGCAAAGUAAAGAACAGCAUGCUGUGGUGUAGUUUAUCUGUUGAUGUAUAUCGGAAAGUUAUCUCCUUGAACUUGUAUUGCCGUGUGAUUCUGUAAAAUUCCCUUUUCAAGAUAAUCAGUUCUUUGUGGCCUAUAGAUAGAUUACUUUUUCUCACCUUAGAAUUCAAGUAUUCAUUAUAAUCUCUUUCCAUGGGAUCUACGCGUUUCGUUGUCAUACCUUGUUACGUUCGUAGGAUUAGCUGAGAAUUUUAGUCACUUUCAUCUUAGUCUUGGUGAGAAUUUUCUUUGUUAAUUAGUUCAGCCUUUCAUCUUGAGUCUUUUUGAGAAUAUUUUCUGUAGCAUUCAAUCUUUCUGUUUUGUGGAGAGUGAUUUUCCUCUUGACAUUUUCUGUUGUGGUGAUUGUUCAAUCAUUUUUUUGAGGGGAUUGUUCGGAAUUCUUUUGCUUGUUGAUUGUUCUGCUGGAGGAUUGAGGUGUUGUAUUGAGUGAAAGGGUUGGGAACAAGUAGUUAUGGUGUGCCAAGCAGCUAGUCAGACGAGAUUUCGGGCAUUGAAACAUGAAAAUGGAAUUGAUGGGUCUGCCACCAUAAUUGUUAGAGUAAUAGCAUGCUUUCAACCUCUCCAAGAUUGCCAGGCUGAAUACUUCCGUCAUUUGCUUAAGCCUGUCACGUAGAUCGAUCUUUCUUUACCGCGUUCAAGUUAAGCUGGAGUUUUUAGUUUUUCUUUAUUUAGCAAGAGUGCAAGAAAUAAUCAGCAAUUCGUAGUUUUGCAGUUGUUUCGAACUGGUGAUUGUUAAGGUUGAAUGGAAAAGGACUUUGUCUCUUCAUUCCAUCACCAGCAUUCAGAUCUGCAGUUAGCCCAUUUGAAUUUUUCUUACCCACGAUUUGAUAUAGGGCAGCAGAGUUCUUUUCCUACUUACAUGACUCCUCAUUCAAAUGCGGUUCCUAUGAAUGGGAAUUCUCCAUUUUUCACAUUUUCCGGGCUGCCAGAGUCGCAUGCAAGCUGGCCAACAGAAACUUGCAAUUGGUUAUAUUAUUCGCCUCAGUUUUAUCAGGGCUUUAAUCCUGUUUCGACUACUUUACCUAAAGAGAAGUCUGCUCCUCGAGCACUUGAAAAUCUGGAUGGUAACAAACAUCCUAAUGGAGGCACAACAUCUGCUCAGAAGAGAUUCCUUGUUUUUGAUCAAUCUGGUGAUCAGACAACUUUGGUCUAUAAUUCUGCUAAUGGUACUCCUGUACAAUGCCCCGCUUCUUUGAAUCCAAAAGCUCCAGUCCUUAAGGAAGAUCCAGAGAUCAAAAGGAAUGAAGCUUCUCCAUUUGGGCAUUUCUUCGAUGAUGAAUAUUAUGAAGAAAACAACAGAGAUGAUGUCGAAAGUGAAAUGCAUGAGGAUACUGAAGAACUGAAUGCCCUACUCUACUCUGAUGAUGAUAAUGAUUAUUCCAAGGAUGAUGAAGAAACAAGCACUGGUCACUCGCCUAGUACUAUGACCACUCAUGAUCUGCCAGAGUGGUUUGAUGAAAGGGGUGAAGUAGUAGCUAGUUCUGCUGGGGCGACCAAAAGGCAUAAGCUUCUCGAUGGUAGCUAUGAUACACCAGAGCUCAGGGAUACUGCAACCUCCACAAAAGCCUAUACGUGCUCCGACUUAGAGGAUGAUGCACAAUCCAGUUGUGGCGACGACCUCAAACAAGAUUCAGGAGCACCAGGUUCUCCAUCUGGGAAAAAGAGGCUAAGAAAAGAUAAAAUUCGCCAGACAAUAAGCAUUUUGCAGGAAAUAAUCCCCGGGGGGAAGGGAAAAGACUCGAUGGUUGUUAUUGAUGAAGCAAUCCAUUACUUGAGAUCCCUGAAGGUGAAAGCCAAGUCUCUAGGACUUGAUUCUCUUUGAGCUUCAGCUUGCGACUGGUCAUCAUAUUAUUUGAGUUACUAAUGGUAUUUCUUCUUGUAGCUUCGCUCUGGUCGGAAGUACGUAUUAAAGGUUUUGAAUUAAAUAAAGCUGAAUUAGAGUUUUAAUGGUAUGGCAAAACAUGGCUGAUCAGAAUACGCCAUAAACCAAGUAAACGAGAUUGGAGAAUCCCUUUUGAGAGUCUUUAUUCCAUUAUUCUUGUUGGGAACCAUUGGCUGUGGCUUUGAAAAUCAGUGGUGGUGUCUUAUUCAUGUCUUCUUUUUUGUUCUUGUCAUGCUUCCAUAAAGGGUGGUGAAUCAUGAGUUCAUAUCUUGACCCCCAAGAGAAAAAAGUUGAUUCUGCCCUUUGGAAAUGUGUUUAGCCUGCCCACAUAAUUGUUCGUUGUCUGUGUGAACGAUAUAGGUGAAUUGUUACCUCAGUAGGACCCUGGAGAAGUUGUAGUGCACGCUUGGUGGCUAAUUUGGGUCCCAAAUCUCACUUUCUUACUCUUUUUUUCAUUGAUCCUGUCACAUUGGGCAUUUCUUUUUCUUAUCUUAAAGGCAGGGCAAUUGAUGAGUCUCUCUUUUGGUUACAAUAAGUAUAUGUUGUGUUCUGAGGUGAAAUGGAUCUUGACCCUUUUGUGUAUCAAGCCAAUCUUGUCAAAAAGAGUUGGAAAAAAUAUUAUAUCAUGUCGCUGCUACUGUUUGACACAUGACUAGUUUGAGAGCUUCUUGGUUGUGUAAAAAAUUGUACUACUAUUGUGAGUUUGUGUAAGUAAUACUAUCAUGUUGUGGUGUUUGUGUUGUGAGAAUAUUUAUUAACUAUGUUUGUGUUGGUUUUGUCUUUA